Messenger RNA from Musa acuminata AAA Group (dessert banana), 636 nucleotides. Its product is annotated as bZIP transcription factor 11-like. NCBI's taxonomy places the organism in Eukaryota, Viridiplantae, Streptophyta, Magnoliopsida, Zingiberales, Musaceae. Gene Ontology annotation, cellular component: nucleus. The record is from RefSeq and is a predicted model, not a curated record. The coding region runs from base 1 to 456 and encodes 151 amino acids. Gene Ontology annotation, molecular function: transcription cis-regulatory region binding; DNA-binding transcription factor activity. Gene Ontology annotation, biological process: positive regulation of DNA-templated transcription. The transcript has a single exon.
AUGGCUUCUCCUGUUGGAACACCUUCUGGGUCCAGCCUGCUGCAAAAGUCAGCUUCCGAAGAGGAUCUGCAGGCAGUGAUGAACCUUAAGAUGCAGAAGAGAAAGAUAUCGAACCGUGAAUCUGCGAGGCGGUCCAGGAUGCGCAAGCAGAAGCAUUUGGAUGGUCUCACCGCGCAGAUGGGCCAGCUGAGGAAGGAGAACAGCCAGAUCUUGACAACCUUCACCCUCACCACGCAGCGGUUUUUUGCAGUGCAGGCUGAGAACUCUGUCCUGAGGACGCAGAUGGUGGAGCUCAGCAACAGGCUGCAGUCUCUCAAUGACAUCCUCCACUGCUUGAAAGCAAAAUAUAGCAUCAGUAGUGGCCCCAUGAUCACUGAUGACUUCAUCAAUCCGUGGAACCUCAUGCGCAUGAACCAGCCGAUCAUGGCUUCAGCCGACAACAUGUUUCAGUACUGAAAGAUAAGAAUCCAUCAAUGAUGUAAAAGCGAAGGCUGCUGCCUGUGCUGUUGCUGUCGGUGCUUUUAGAGCUUCAAAUGCUCAAACUGUAUAAAACUCCAGUAUGUCAAGUCCAAAAGUUGUAUGAAUGGUAUAAAGGGAAAGCUUGGUCACAGAUUGUGGCUUGUAUGUUGUCUCCUA